Messenger RNA from Ogataea philodendri, 459 nucleotides. RefSeq lists its product as uncharacterized. NCBI's taxonomy places the organism in Eukaryota, Fungi, Ascomycota, Pichiomycetes, Pichiales, Pichiaceae. The transcript is spliced from 2 exons. The coding region runs from base 1 to 459 and encodes 152 amino acids. The record is from RefSeq and is a predicted model, not a curated record.
AUGGAACCGAUCUUCUUCGCACUCAGCAUGUUUUGCUUUGAAUUCAGUGUCAAUGCAACAAUCAAGUCAAAGAAGUCGUACACAAUCGAUGCAUGGGCGCCCGACGAGAGACAACUUGGCAUGAACUCCAAAAAGGCGCGUUUGGGAAAUCCAGCUUCUUCGUCCAAAGUGACAAACUUGGUGUAUGUCUUCCAUCCGAUCACGCAAUUCCCCGGCAAUCUGCACCAGAAGAACUUCAGUGCACUCACGAGCACAAACUCGUCUGCCCUUUUUGCCGCGGACUUGAUGAUUUGCUCGUCUGCCAGGUUUGCAUGGUCAAAUAUCUCCUUUAGAAAAGCCUUCAAUUUUGAAUCGUGUUGCUGGGGCCUAAACGGGAGCAACAGGUACGGUGUUUUUGUUCCUUUGCGUUUGAUUUCCGAGGUGAUGAUGUGGAUCACGUCUUUCACGUCUUUACGCUGA